Molecule: messenger RNA, 2026 nt
Organism: Hydra vulgaris (swiftwater hydra)
Lineage: Eukaryota; Metazoa; Cnidaria; Hydrozoa; Anthoathecata; Hydridae
Product: endosomal/lysosomal proton channel TMEM175
Molecular function (GO): proton channel activity; potassium channel activity
Source: RefSeq, a predicted model, not a curated record
CUAGCCAACAUCUCAAGGUGUAAUUUAUCUCAGAUAAAUUUCUCUCCCUCGUUCUGCAAUCUUAAUUUCUCGAAGAUAUCGAGAUAUCGAUAUAAUCUUGAGCUUCAAGAGAUCUUCACUUUUAAGUUUGAUAAAUAUGUAACCGUUGAAAUCAAGCAAAUAAGCUGUUUUUAUUUCGACCAUUAAGAAAAAAUGGCAGAUUUAAAGCAAGAUGAUACAAAUUUCAAAAAACAAACGAAUAUGCUUUCAUUGCAUCCUAAUGAAAAAAUAGAUUUAGAUAAACACAGUGAAACGUCAAAUGAAGGUGACUUCGACGACAUAUUUAAAUCAAAUCGUUUGCUUGGUUACACGGAUGCAAUAAUGGCCACGAGCGCAACUUUUCUCGUGGUACCAAUUAAAGAUUUAAAAUCUACAGAUGCUAAAACAUUUUCUGAUUACCUUAUUGAAAUGCGCACUGAGUUUAUCAUGUUUUUUCUUGGUUUUACUAUUGUGUUAACCAUUUGGGAAAACAUGAACGUACGAUCAAUUUUUGUUAAGCGAGUUGACGACUUUAUUCUGACAUUAGUUAUAUUAGAAAUGUUAGCUACAAUAAUUCUUCCGUUUGCAAUAUAUCUUCAAGGAAGUUGCCCGAAUGACUAUGUUCCAAUUGUGUUAACAUGUUGUGGGUUAGGGUUCAUUCAAAUUUUAGACAUGUCUAUUCUGUUUUACGCUACAGAAAACCCUAAGCUUCUUCACAUUCAAAUGCAAAAAUGGUCCAAAAAAGAACUUCGCAAAUUUCGUGAUAUAGUUCUUGUCAGACCGGUAUUGUGCCUAAUUCUUGUCGUACUUGGCGGUUUAUUUUUUUUGGUACACUACGCUAUUUCCUGGGUGUUUAUUGCCAUUCUAACUGUUAUGCCUGUACUUCGUAGCUUAUUUUUAUAUAUUCGAAGACGUAAGGAAACCCCAAAUAGUAUAAAAAAGUAUCAAUUUUAUUUCUAUUUUUCUAAAAAAAACAUUCAAAAGGAGCGUAUAGAGGUAAUGAGUGACGCAGCAUUUGCAAUUAUUGUAAGUCUUCUGAUACUCGAUAUCACAACACAUUUUUCUCAAGAGGUCCAAAAAACGGGAUUCAAUUUAAACCACGAACUUAAAAUCAGUCUUCAAGAGUUUUAUACGUUUCUUGCAACCUUUGGUAUUGUUUCAACUUUAUGGUAUGUUAACCACUGCGUUUUGCAUCUGUUUCGCACUGUUCCAGUAAUAGCGCUUUAUAUACAGAAAUUUUUUUUGGCAUUUUGUUGUUUAUGUCCUCUUGCCGCAAAUAUGAUUCUACAAUUUGGUAUUAAAGGAGACCACAAAUCGUCAAGUAGCAUUCAUUACGCAAGUUUAAUAGUUUUUUGUGCCAGCAUGGGAAACUUUUUUCUCUUUUUAUAUGGUUUCUUGACAAAAGAUAAAUAUUUUUAUCAAUGGGCAACAUUUGGCCGCACCUUUCAAACAAUGUCACAACAAAAUAAGUAUAUAAUAUUUAAAGUUUUAAAUGUUCCUUUUUGGUCACUUCUAUGUGCUCUUUGUAGCUUAAGCCCACAAAAUAUUGCGCUCUAUAUUUUAUGCGGGUGCUUUCUUGCUACACCAACAAGCUUUUUUGUUGCUAAACUGGUUUUCAUGCACCGCGUGGCAAAAAGUUUAAGUUCAAAAGAAUCUUCUUUAAAGCAAGGUAAUAAUACCAAACAAUUUUCCGAAUCGUUUGAAAAAGACAACGAAGAUGAAUUAAAAAACAAUGUUUCGUUUAAGUUACAAAAUGCGCACGAAAAUGAGAUAUCAUUGGACGAUGAAAAUUUUGACCCAUAGACGUUGGUCUGAAAUAAUUUUCAUUUUUUUAUCUCAUUUUUUAAAUUAUUUUCUUCAAAUUAUUAUUUUUUAUUAUGAUUUUUUUUUACAAUGUUUCGUUUAUUUUUAAAUUUUUUUUUUAGUUUUGUAUAUUAAUCCUUAAUUUUUAUUGUCACCUUAAUUUUGUCUGUAUUUAAGGAUCGUUCAUAAAUUACGCUACGCUAAA